Molecule: messenger RNA, 1683 nt
Organism: Chara braunii
Lineage: Eukaryota; Viridiplantae; Streptophyta; Charophyceae; Charales; Characeae
Source: the annotation of a GenBank genome assembly
CCGCUACAAGACCGCGUUUAAGACGCGAUAUGGGCAUUUCAAAUGGUUGGUUAUGCCAUUUGACCUUACGAAUGCCCCAGCCACUUUCCAAGCGGCUAUGACAACGGAGUUCCAACACAUGCUGGAUCGAUUCGUACUUAUCUACCUCGACGACAUCCUGGUGUACAACCGGAGUUUGGACGAGCAUGUGGAACACCUGCGCACCAUUUUGGAGCGGCUACGACAAGCCAAGUACAAAGCCAACCGCAACAAAUGCGAAUUCACGCGGCAGGAGCUGGAGUACUUGGGAUAUUAUGUGACGCCGCAAGGCAUCCGUCCGCUUGCGGACAAGAUCAAGGCCCUCCGCGUAUGGUCCGAGCCCACCAACACCACGAAAGUUUGUUCAUUCAUGGGGUUGGCGGGCUACUAUCAGCGAUUCAUCACCGGGUUCGCAUGGGUCACGGACAACAACCCAUUGACCUACUACAAGACGCAGGAUACGGUGAGCAGCACGAUCGAACGAUGGAUGUACUUCAUCGGCCAAUUUGACUUCACACCGAAACAUCUCCCCGGCCUCUCCAAUCGCGCAGCAGAUGCACUCUCGCGAAGACCUGAUCUUUACGUUAUGACACAUCAUGCCUUCGCAUUCGACGAGGAACUCCAGCAACACUUCAUCCGGGGCUAUGAGUCCGAUCCGGACUUCGCCACGUUGUAUGCGCAACUAUCUUCGGAUCACCCGCCGGCCAGCCACUAUCGCAUUGCCGACGGGUACUUGCUCCUCCACUCGAGAGGCAAGGACUUAUUGUGUGUCCCACGAGACCGUCGUCUUCGGACUCGCCUUCUCGGGGAGUACCAUGACUCGCGACUCGCUGGCCACUUCGGAGUCAACCGCACUAUUGCACGGCGUCGACAACGAUUCCGAUGGUCCGGCCUCAUUACCGAUGUCACUCGAUAUUGCGACUCUUGCGAAGUUUGCCGACGAAGCAAGCCCCGCAAUCGCAAUCCCUACGGCGAGUUGCGCCCGAUGCCUAUCCCACGGGAGCCCGGCCUCUCCAUUGCCAUGGAUGUCACCGGACCGUUUCCCCGCGAUCGCCUCAGGAACGACGGCAUCCUCACAGUUGUGGACCGUUUGAACAUAGUCAGCGACCGCGACACUCGCUUCAUGUCGACAUUUUGGACUGCUCUCAUGCAGGAGUCCGGCACGAAGAUGAAACCAAGUCCGGCGCGGCAUCCACAGACGGACGGGCAAACGGUGCGGGCCGAUCAAACCGCUCAAAUGAUGCUUCGUACGCUCAUCCGUCCGGACCAGAAAGAUUGGGUUGACCGCCUCCCCGACAUCGAGUUCGCCUACAACACUUCGGUGCACCUGGUGAUCGGCGCGACUCCAUUCGAGUUGCACCAUGGUGGACGGAAAGGCCGUAUCUUUGCCGACCUUCUCCUACCACGACCAGCCGACAUCGACGCCGCUUGCUCUCCCGCUUCCGUCCGGAAGUACAGGGAAUUGCUGACUCAAGCCCGCGCCAAUAUGCAAAAGGCUCAAGUCCGCAUGCAGCAGCAAGCCAACAGGGGUCGCGUGCCAUGUCCCAUCCGCGCCAAUGAUCUGGUUUGGGUCUCCGCGGAAGAGUUUGCACUAGAAUAGGAUGUUUCACGCAAACUGCUUCCCAAGUGGUUUGGACCAUGGCCCGUAACAUCAGCCGCGGGUGA